CAGUGACGAGCGGCCGUGUCGAUGAUCUGCAGAACAGUACCAGCAGCACACACCAGAGGGCGCAGGAUCUCCUCCUGUUCAUCCAGAACUUGACAGUGGAUAUAAACGACAUCAUUCAGAUGUCGAACAGGUCGUCGACGAACGACACGGAGGCCGAGCAGGACGACGAGGAGCGGGAGAGGAAGAUGAGGGAGGUGCAGGCGAUGCUGAGGGAGAUGAGGUUCAGGAGCUGUGUGGGACAGAAGAGAAUGGCCGACAGAGAGAAGACGGAGGCGGAGAAACUGUUGCACCGCGUUAACAAGGAGUUGGCGAAUCGUCAGGGAGAAAACAACGACAUGGCCAAAGCCGUCAGAGACCGUCUGUCCCGCUUCCUCUCUGAGAUGAUGGACCUGCGAGACGCCCUGAACGAAGCCGUCAACAACACGGCGAGAGCAGCAGAGGUCAACAACGUCAACGAGAAAACCCUGGAGGACAAUCAGAGGAAGAUGGACGACCUGCUGUCCGAGCAGAAGGAGGUGAUGGAGCAGUUGAACAUGGCUGAAGACGACGUGGCGCAGGUCAACGACCUCCUGUCCAUGCUGCACGACUCCAAAGAGGAGUACGAACGCUUGGCCGCUCAGCUGGACGGAGCCCGGACACCGCUGGUGAAGAAGGUGCAGGACUUUGCUUGGGUCGAGUCCAAGAUCCCCCUGGUGGAGGAGGCGGAGAAACACGCGGCGCUGCUGGACGCUUUAGCCACGAACCUGAGCAGUUUGGUCGCAGAAACUAAGAAGGAAGGAAUCGUAGACACGACUCAGGCCUACAACAAGAUUAUCAACAGCAUCAAGGAGGCAGAGGAGGCCGCCAACAUGGCCGCCAAGGCCGCCAACGCCACUUGGGAGAACGUAAAGAACCAGGACCUCGGGCAGAUCGCAGAUUCUCUGAGGAACCACAGCGUGGACCUGAAGGACGAAGUCGAAAAGCUCAAUGAGGAACUCAACAACGAGCUGAAGCCGCAGAUCGACGAGGCUCAGAAACGACUCGAUGACGCCAAAAACAAACAGGUUCAGGUGAUGAAGGAUCUGGAGACGAUUCAGAAAAACCUCAACUUCACCUCGA
Messenger RNA from Paralichthys olivaceus (Japanese flounder), 1098 nucleotides. The record is from RefSeq and is a predicted model, not a curated record. Lineage: Eukaryota; Metazoa; Chordata; Actinopteri; Pleuronectiformes; Paralichthyidae.